Molecule: messenger RNA, 9777 nt
Organism: Eriocheir sinensis (Chinese mitten crab)
Lineage: Eukaryota; Metazoa; Arthropoda; Malacostraca; Decapoda; Varunidae
Gene: mei-41
Product: serine/threonine-protein kinase ATR-like
Exons: 48
Coding region: 538-8505 (2655 amino acids)
Biological process (GO): telomere maintenance; protein phosphorylation; DNA damage checkpoint signaling
Cellular component (GO): nucleus
Molecular function (GO): protein serine/threonine kinase activity; protein binding
Source: RefSeq, a predicted model, not a curated record
AAUUGAAAAUUCUAUCAGAAAAUUAAUAUCUCAUCGCGAGAUAGAUUUGACCGAAGUAGAAAAUACACCGAAAACAACGUAAACAAAAGAUUGCCCUCCAACAAUAAUCUUCAUUUUCCCCUUGUGUAUUGGUAAAUAUUUAUAUUGGGCUCAUGAAGAAAAAGAAGAGCUUGAUGACUAUUCGCCAACUUACUAAGUUCAACCGUUUCCCUGUGUAAUUCAUGAAUCAAGCAAGCCUUACCUGCACGCCCUGCAGCCUUCCCAACGGCCUGCGCGGCGGGAAUGUGAACGUGAAGGCUGCCUAUCACGCCCCACCACUCGCCAAAAUCCGCACUGAUGGAACUAUAGAGGCCGUGACCCCAUGGCCGACCCAACCCCUUAAAACACUGAAGAAGAAGAUGAACUUGCCCGUCCGGGGCUGUAGAGGCCGUGACUCCAUGUCCUAACCAGCCCCCUAAAAACAGCGAGGAAAAAGUAGAAGUCCCUAAUAACAUUGAAGAAAAAGUCUGUCUCCCCGACCAUUAUCUGAGCACCGCGAUGAGUGAGAACCUUCCGGACACAAGCCAGAACACAGCUCUACGGGACAAGUUUGUCUCUGUAGUUGGCCCAGUAUUUGAAGGUGGGGAUGAAGACAAUAUCCUGACUCUCCUCACUUCCCUUGCUAAUGUGUGUCGGAAUGAUGCUGGGCUGCUUGUCAGGCCCUUGGAGGACGAGAUCACAAGGAAGGAUGCUGCCAUCACUGACACUGUGGGCAGAGACAAGGCUUCAGAGUUCACCUGCUGGUUGCUCGCAGAGCUUAUCACAGUGCACGGUUCCCCUCUGGUGUGUGAGGCUAAUGUUAAUCUCCAGGCCACCAUCAUGCGCCUCCUUGACUCACGCAAUCCUCGUCUCUUCUCGCUAGUGAUGAAGGACUAUGUUGGCAUUGGACUAGAAGGGAAAGAGGUACUCUUUGAUGGUGGAAGUGUUACAUGCAGAAGUUUCCCAUCAGUGGUGAGAUCAGAUGAUGCUCAGCUCAAGCCAAAGGACAUCCAGUUCACUGACAACCCUCAGCUGGACAACCUGUUCUCCAAUAUCACUCUUGUCCUUGGUCAGUUAGGAGACUUGGUGUGUCAUCUUGGAUCCCUGCAAGAUGACAUCUGGCUGCUGGUCACCAACUGCCUUGAAGGAGGAGAUACCAAUCUGAAGAUGUCAGCUCUCACUGCUAUAAGUCAGCUGCUAGACACCUGUGGGCUCCCUGAUUCUGUGGAGAGAGUGGACUAUCUACUGCAGUGUGUGGGAGCAAUGGUGUUGCUGCCUGUCAAGUCAGUUCAGGAUCCUUGUGAUGCAUUAGCACCAGCAGUGGCAAGCACUAGUAUGGCAAAGCAGCAGGCGGACAGUACUUGUGCAGCUACUUCUGAAGACGGAAGGACAUUUGAAGUUCCAUUAGCCAAGAUCAUGAUGGAUUUGCAAGAACAUAUUCCACAUCUGGUUCCAUUUCUUCAAGAAGAAUUUCUAAUUAUGCUGUUCAAAGUAUUCAAGCCAGCAACUUUGAUGGAAAAAAUCCCAGAGCUACUGAGAAAGCCUCUUGUUGAAUGCUUCUGUUUGUUGAUGGACUCACUGACUGCUGUUUCUUCACAACAUUCUCAAGCUUCUUGUGUUCUUGAGGAAUGUGUCUCCCACAGCCUUCUUGUGCCUGAGGUUUCAAGAGUAUUUCUCAGAAGAUUAGUUCUUGCCGAGCUGCUGGAGGCCUUACCUGCAACAGCUGCUACAACCACAAACUCUGAAUCCUUGGAGCCUAUUACUAAAAAGGGAAAAUUUUCAGAUCAAAAACCAGCAACACCUCCUGUAACAGUCAUUAACAUCAGCAAAUGGUGGAAGAUGGCUAUGCAAAAGCUGAGCACUAUGUUUGGUAGCUGGUCAGAAUCACCAGGUCCUUCAAUACAAGAGAUUGAAUUUGUCAACAUAAUUAUCUCAAACACAGAAUGGCUAAGUGUUAACAUCCCACCAUCUGAGGUCUCUCUUCAGUUUCUGCCUGAAGCCUGGCUUGUAGCAAUGACAGAUACAAUGACCACUGUUAUAACAAGCACAGAAGACACCACCAAGGUUGUGGCAAUGUUAAACCUGCUGGUGACGGUGGCCUGGGCAUCAUGCAUUGUGGAGACUAGCGAGGUAAGAGCUACCUUGCUUCAUUCAUGGCUGGCUCUGGCAACCCUCCCGUGGAUGACUGCUGAAGUUACUUGGAUGGACCUGAAACCUGUAAAUGCACGUAAUCUGGCACAGUGUGCUGCCAAGCUACACUGGACCAGUGAUCCCUCAGUGAAGAGCAAGAGUGUGGCCUUGGUGGCCCUAUUGCCAGAGUUUGUGGCACCAUGCUGGAGGUGCCAUGUGGUGCGAUCAGUCAUCAGUGAGCAGCAACCACAAGUUAUGGUAGAAGUGGCAGCAUGGUUCCCCAUGAUGGUCCACCAGUUGAAUGAGGUGAAUGGACAGCAGCUUGUUGGAGAAGUUACUGGUGCAGUGCUUCUUUCCUCAGACACAGCCACUGUCCUGGCUGCUGCUCACUGCUUCAGGCCCCUGCUCUGUGCCUUACUCAAACUUACCUCUGUAAAAUCUCUCAGGGAGGCUGAGGACAACAAGCGACCUUACUUGCAUUGCCAGGUGUGUGAUAAUGCUGCCCCUUCACAAUGUCCAAGUGCCACUGGGGUUGACACAACGCUUGUGUCUCGGUUCUUGGGGCUGCUAGGGCACCAUGACACAGCAGUGGUGGUGGCUGUGGUGGAGGCCCUCCCCACAGUGGUGAUGCACACCACCAUCACCAGCCCCAUGGUGAGUCAGUACCUUGCUCUACUUACCCACCAAGAUAAAGCAGUUGUCUCAGUGCUGUGUCAACAACUUCCUGCCCUUGUCUGUGUCAGGGAGCAGCAUCCCAACCAGGAAUCCAAGAGCCUAGGAAUGGCCAGGGAUGGUGAGAUGGUACUGUCCCAUCUUAAUGGAAUAGUGAGGGAGAGUGAGUGCGGUGAGGCAGCCUCCACGCAGCCUGUCAUGGCAGUACUUGAAGCUCUGAAGCACAUAGUGAGACAUCCUCUUGGGAGCCUCACUAGUGGAGUACUGGUGCUGCUGCUACGCUGUCUGUUUCUGAAGGUGCGGACAGCCACUUCCUUUGCUCACCUGGCAAUACACUCCUUAGCCAAGACCAUGAACCUCUCCUUAAAGGACCUUUAUGCACGACACAGACAAGCUCUUUCCCAGGUUUUGUCCUCUGCUGUCAACCAAGGGGAGGUGGCAGCACUAUUGAGUCAUGUGGCCGAAGUUUUCAAGUGGCCAGAGCUCUCAGUAGUCAGUAAAAGGAGUCCCCUCAACGCCCGGUUAGGAGCUUUCGUCAGCAGCCAGCUUCAGUAUCUUCUGCCAGCACUAGUAGUGAGGGCAGCCAAGGAGGCCAAACCAGGACUUCUGCAGGACUUGGCUGGAUGCCUUGGCUACCGGCUACGUGAUAUCCUGAUUGACCACUUCCAGCACAUUUUGGCGCACCUCGUCUUUCAUCACUCAGAGGAACAACAGGAGGCUGUGUUGAAUUUCAUUGCAACAACAACAGAGAUCCAGAUCCUUGAUAUCCGCCGAUGUUCUGUCCAGAACCAGGUGAAUGAGCUAGUGCUGGGGCUGCAUGACCACCGUAAAUCUGUGUUGCGAGAAUUCCACCACAUGAAGGCCAUUGACGCCACAACCUCUUUCACCUCUUCUGUCUCCAGCCGUGCAUCUUCCUCUAGAAGCCUUAAGAGGAAGAGCACAAGUGAGUCAUCUCAUGUUCCCCAGCAAGAUGAAAUAUGUGAAUACCUUGCACCACGUCUGCUCGGCAUCCUUGGGUUUCUUGACAACAAGCUUUUAUCUUCCUCUACAAUGUUCAAAGAGAAGAGGUCAGCUCUCUGGUGUCUGAAUGAUCUGCUGGCAUUGAUGGGCAAGAAGUAUAUAUCAUCAGUGUCUCGCAAAGUGCUUGCUUCACUAAAGGCAGCCCUCAAGCUUAAGGAUGAGGAAUUCUACGACAUUAGUUGUCAUGCUUGGGCCAAUUUUCUGCUUAACUUGGAUGAGUGUACUCUGGAGGGCCUGGUGGAAGAGGUGGUGAUAGUAGUGAUGCCACUCAUCCAGAAGCGACCAGAGCAGAUGGAGCCUGUCCUCACACAUGUCCUGGUUGAGAUGCCAUCUGUGAAACCACUGCUAGGGAACUUACCACUACUGCCAGCAGUGGAUGCUCUUGCAGGGAUCAACAAGUCCAUCAUGGAGAGUCAGCCAAAGGUGGAAGGGGGCAGCUCUGAAGAGGUUUUGCAACAUCUCUCAGGCAUUCUCAAGGGCCUGAGCCACGAGAGCAUUGAUGUCCGGCUGAGUGCAUUAGGCCGGCUUCGCCAUGCUCUCCAUCGCAACCAAACUGCCGUUCAUCAUCUCACCACUGCUUCCGACAAUGUGCACCCCACUGUGUCAGAGCUUUUCAGUGCACUUUUGGAUCAGUGUCGGGAGGUGGAUGAAGAUGUUCAGGUGUUGGUGGCAGAGUGCCUUGGACUGCUAGGGGCCAUUGAUCCCAGUCGCCUUUACUCAUACUCCAACAUAAAAGAGGAACUCAAUGAAAUUCAUCUAAAUAUCGAAAGUGAAUCAUUCAUCGUUCAGCUGAUCACAGAGCUGGGACGAGCUUUCUUGGCAGCCACUGAUGCCAGCGCACAAACAUGUGCUUCUUAUGCUCUGCAGGAGGUAACUCGCUUGUAUGGCAUCCGAGAGAGUGGGUCUGAGGAGACCACAGCAGUUGGCUCCAAAGCUUGGGAACAGCUGCGGUACCAUUUGCAGGAAAUCAUUCAUCCACUGCUGACCUCCAAGUACACACUUUCUACAGGCAGUGGGCGACCCACCCCUGCUCUGUCUUCUCCCAUAUUUGGAAGCCCUCAUGCAACAUCCUUCCAGCAGUGGCUCACCAGUUGGGAGUGCUCUCUAAUUGAUAUGUUGAAGAGUGAGAGGGCAACCCAGGUUUUCAAUGUGUGUAAGCCAAUCCUGCGGCGUGAUAUCACCACUGCUAUGUAUAUGCUACCCUCCAUGUUGGUGUGUGUACUGUGUGAGGCUCCUCAGCACCACCCUCAUGUGCUGGAUGAGGUGCUUGCUGUCAUAAACCAUGUUCAGGAAAAGGAUGAUGAAGGUAACAAGAAGGAAGACUCAGGUGCUGCUGCAUCAUCUGAAUUCAAACAACUGGCUGUUCAGACAGUUUUCUCAGCUCUUGACUACAUCAGCAAAUGGACACAGAAGCAGAGACAAGCAGAGAGCGUGGGAAAGAAACUCCGAGGAGCAUUUGUUCCAUCCAAAGAACUGAAGCAGGUAAUGAGUUUCCUAGAAAAGAUCCCUGCUGAUAUAUUGGCCCAAACUUCAUAUAAGAUGCAAUCCUACUCCCGUGCAUUGCUUCAUAUUGAAACCUAUUUGAAAGACAACUCAGAUCAACUCAAGGAACACCUUCAUUUCCUGCAGUGCAUCUAUGUCUCACUCGACGAGCCUGACGGUGUGGCGGGGGUGGCUGCCAUCAGGAGGGAGGAUCCCAGUCUUGAAGAGCAGGUCAUCCAACAUGAGGCAACAGGACGACUGCAGGAUGCCCUGGGGUGUUAUGAACGGCUGUGUGUUACCCAGGGCACAGAGGAGGUUUACAAGGGCCUUUUGGAGUGUUACAUCAGUGUGGACCAGCCUCAUUCAGUGCUCAAUAUCACCCAAGGACUCUUAUCCACAAGGCCUGAGUUGGAGUCGUCCCUCAACAAGUACCGUGUUGAGGCAGCAUGGAGACUCGGCAAGUGGGAUGCCCUUGAAACCUUUUUAAAAGCAACAACAGAGCAGCCAUCAUGGGGUGUGGGGGUGGGACAGGUGCUGCGGGCAGUAAGAGCAAGGGACCACCCAGCCUACCAGGCGUGCCUGAGGACCUUGAGGGUGAAUCACAUCUCUGUGCUGUCUGCUGCUAGCAUGGAGAAGUGGGCAUAUCAAAGGGCCUACCCAAAUAUACUGAGACUUCACAUGCUAACGGAGCUUGAGGAGAUGGUGUCUGGCCUUCUGUGCUUCAACCUGUCAGCAACUGAAGCCCUUAGAAGCAGCAACAGUAGGCUGGUCCAUGCAUCACAGCAAGUACAAGGCAGGCCUGAACUAGAGGGACAUUGGCAUCAGCGACCCCUUGAUGUUGGGGAACUGGUGAACCUGUGGGAUAAGCGGCUCAGGCUGAUCCAGACGUCUCAUCGAUGCCUCGAGCCAAUCCUCAGCUUUAGAAGGACUCUGUUUGCCUUGAGCAGUGAAUGGCUCCAGGAAACCAACCCAACUCAAAGUACAUCCCUCAAGACUGAGUUAGAGCGCACAUGGCUGCACAGUGCCAAGGUUGCUCGAAAGUCAGGCCACACACAGCAAGGAGAGUGGGCACUGCUUGGUGCAGGGUUUGGUCGUGAUGUAUUUGUGGAAAGAGCCAAGUGGCACUGGGUGAAGGGGGAACACCACCAGGCUGUGACAACCCUCAAUCGUGGCAUUGACAAGUUCUACCCUGCUGCUGACACCAUCAAAGGGGAUAACAGUGAGAGAAGCCAGGAAGAGCGACUGGCCUGUGGGCGAGCAAAGCUGCUCUUAGCAAAAUACACUGAGGAAGCAGCAACCUUGGAUGGAAAUGCAAUCAAGCAAUAUUACCGGGAUGCUUGUGAGAUGAACCGCCAGUGGGAAGAUGGACACUUCCAUCUUGCAAUGUACUAUGACCGCAUCCUGAAUUCACUGGAGAAAAAAGAGAAGCCUGUUGAGUGGAUCCAUCAUAUCAUUCUCAGCUUUGGAAAGUCCCUGCAGCACGGGUGCUGCCACAUAUACCAGUCAAUGCCCCGGAUGCUUGGCCUGUGGUUGGAAUUUGGCACUCGAGUGAGUGAACUGGAGAUAAGGGAGGGGAGAUCAGCUGCCAGCACCAGAAACAGCUCCCUUGAACUCCUACAGGAAAAAUUGGCCACCCUAAAUGGAGCUAUUGGAUCAAUGGUGGAUCGCCUGCCCCACUACAUGUUCCUGACAGCACUUCCUCAGCUCAUAUCUCGCAUCUGUCACUCUCACAAUGAUGUCUUCAAGCAACUUUGCAAAAUAAUUGCAACAAUGCUCAGCACUUUCCCUCAGCAGGCAAUGUGGCAUAUGGUUGCAGUUUCAAAGUCGUCCUACCACAUGCGAGUGGCAAGGUGCUCAGAAAUAUUUGAAGCAGCAAAGAUAAUCAACCCAAGUUUGUCAAAAUUCAUCGCUGAUGCAACCAAGUUGGCGGAUAAAUUUCUAGAACUUUCCAACAAACCUGUUGAAAAGGGUGUGCCCCAGGCCAGUCUUAACAACCUUCUGCGUGGCCUACCACGCUUGCUUGCUGAUUCGUCCUUCUCCAACAUCAUACUGCCCCUCCAACACCAGAUGGCAGCAACUCUUCCCUCAACAAAUGAUGACCUAAAGUCACAUAAUCCAUUUCCAAGAACUCCAGUCUAUCUAUCAAGCAUUGAAGAUAAAGUUGAGAUCAUGCAGUCCCUUCAACUCCCUAAGAAAAUCACUCUCCGAGGCUCUGAUGGCAAGUGUUACAUCAUGAUGUGCAAACCUAAGGAUGAUUUGCGAAAAGAUUGCCGACUCAUGGAGUUCAACAACUUUGUGAACCGCUUGCUUCUGCGAGAUCCAGAAUCAAGGAAGCGAGAUCUACACAUCAGGAGUUAUGCUGUAGUGCCACUCAAUGAAGAAUGUGGUUUGAUUGAAUGGAUUGAAAAUUUACAUGGACUUCGCCAAAUCCUCCAUCGGCUAUACAGGGACUCUGGGAACUACAUGCCAGCCCAAGAACUGAAGCAGAACAUGUGCAAGAGAGAUGCACCUCUUGUCACAAAGCGGGAAGUGUACCUGAACAAACUGGUGCCACGCCAUCCGCCUGUCUUUGGCACAUGGUUUCUCCGGACCUUUCCCGACCCACAGGCCUGGCUUCGGGCACGUCUGGCCUACUGCCGCACCACUGCUGUCAUGUCCAUGGUGGGCUACAUCCUAGGCCUGGGUGACAGGCAUGGUGAAAAUAUUCUCUUUGAUGCUUCUUGUGGAGACACUGUGCAUGUGGACUUUAACUGCCUAUUCAACAAGGGGGAAACAUUUGAUUACCCUGAGCGAGUCCCGUUCAGGCUGACACACAAUAUGGUGGCAGCAAUGGGUCCUACAGGCCAUGAGGGUAUCUACAGGAAGGCAUGUGAGGUGACAAUGAGAGUGAUGCGAGAAGAGAGAGAGGCUCUGAUGUCUGUGCUGCGUCCCUUCAUCCAUGAUCCACUGGUGGAAUGGUCAAGAGGAAACAAGAGUGCCAGAACUACUGGCGAGAUCAACAAUGAAAAGGCACAGAUGCACGUUACAAACAUCGAGCAUCGUCUCAGUGGUCAAAUUCGAUCUAAGGGACGAGGCCUUAAUCAGCCACUGUCUGUUGAGGGACAAGUCAACUCACUGAUUGAAGAAGCUACCAGCAUUGACAACCUUUGCCAGAUGUAUAUUGGAUGGGCUGCAUAUAUGUAGAAGAAACUUUUUGAGAAAAAGGGCAUUGAGCUUACAUAAGUAUUGCUUUCACUGUGAUAACAGAAUGUGAUGACCCCAAUCAGCCAUCACUUGGUUGGUUGUGAGCAGCCUCUAAGGUUCAAUGGAUAUAGAGGUUGAGAGUUUGCCUUGGUAAUUUGACUCUCUUACCUCUGUCCCCUCAAAGAUUAUAUUCCUAGACUUUGAGUUUAGACCUUCAGUUUCAAUCAGGUAUCCCUAGACAAGCACAAGUGGGUCACUGGGUGACUAUGUGGAAAAAUGUGUGUGUGUGUGUGUGUGUGUGUGUGUGUGUGUGUGUGUAUUUACCCAUGUUUCACUUGCAUAUGUGAGGGUUGGUACUAUUAUAGUAUUUCUCAAAUCCCUCUUUACCUCCAUGCUCACACUUCUGCCAUUCAUGAUUCAUCCCAAAGACCCUACCACCCUUCUUCCUUGCAAUGCCCUUUCUCUUGUCUCUCUCCAUACCACCAUGCUUACACAUAACUGAUCCAAGGUACUUAAACUCAUUGACCUCCUCCAUUUCUUCACCAUUCAAAAUUAUAUUGCUUUCUUUUUCCCAUUCAAUUCCCACUCUAUAUGGGCAUACAAAAUCUACAACCUCACUUCUACUCCACUCACGAACCAUCACUUUACUUUUGUUGACAUUUACUUCAAGUGAAACAUGGGCCUGGAAUGAAAGUCAGAGGUCUAGAGUGCAGGCAGUGGAAAUAAGUUAUUUGAGGAGUGCAUGUGGUGUGAGUAGAAUGGAUGGAAUGAGUAAUGAAAGUAUGUAUGAGCAUUUUGGAAUGUGUCACGUGGGUGAAGGGAAGAAGUGUGAAGUGGUGGAAGAAGUGAAGCGACAGGAUUUAAAGUGGUUUGGCCACAUGGAGCGAAUGGCGGAGAGUGAGAUGACCAGAAGGGUGUAUGUGAGUGAGAUAGAGGGAGGGAAUGUUAGAGGACGACCUCCAGUGAAAUGGAGAAAUAGGGUGCAGGAGUAUGUCAGGGAGAGGGGUGAAAGAUCCUUGAGAAACUUAGAGCAGGCAAGGAGGGAGUGUCUAUAUAGAGAAAGAUGGAAACUCUUCUACCGUGGCCAUCCCCUGGUGGGAGCUCCUGGGAGCAGGCGUCGAUGAUGAUGGUGAUGAUGAUGGUGUGUAUUUACCUAGUUGUAAUUUUACAGGCCCUAGGCUUAUGCUCAUGUGGUCCCAUCUCCAUAUCUGUACUUGUCCAGUUUUUCCUUAAUUAAAGUUGUGCACACUCUUUGCCGACACUACAUCCUCA